GACAGGCACAAAAAUUGAGCAUACGCCUAGACUGAUUUCAAACGCGCAGUAGAAAUCAACAAGUGAUCACCAUGUCGAGCGAGGAAACCAAGACUUUCACGCGGGCCGAGGUCGCCAAGCACAACACAAACAAGGACACCUGGCUGCUCAUCCACAACAGCAUCUACGACGUCACCGCCUUCCUGAACGAGCAUCCCGGUGGCGAAGAGGUGCUCAUCGAGCAGGCCGGCAAGGAUGCCACGGAGAACUUCGAGGACGUUGGCCACAGCAACGAUGCCCGCGACAUGAUGAAGAAGUACAAAGUCGGCGAGUUGGUCGAGAGCGAAAGGACCAACGUGGCCCAGAAGUCGGAGCCCACCUGGAGCACGGAGCAGCAGGGCGAGGAGAGCUCGGUGAAGUCGUGGCUGGUGCCCCUGGUGCUGUGCCUGGUGGCCACGCUCUUCUACAAGUUCUUCUUUGGCGGUGCCAAGCAGUAGCUAACCCACAGUGCCAAGCAGAGACUUUCCAACCAGCUCCGGAGUCACUAAGUUAAGCUCAAAAGUCAAGGGCUCCGGAACGAGGAGGAGGA
Messenger RNA from Drosophila suzukii, 568 nucleotides. It is a transcript of the gene Cyt-b5, whose product is annotated as Cytochrome b5. NCBI's taxonomy places the organism in Eukaryota, Metazoa, Arthropoda, Insecta, Diptera, Drosophilidae. The record is from RefSeq and is a predicted model, not a curated record. Gene Ontology annotation, cellular component: intracellular membrane-bounded organelle; membrane. Gene Ontology annotation, molecular function: heme binding.